Molecule: messenger RNA, 2339 nt
Organism: Nematostella vectensis (starlet sea anemone)
Lineage: Eukaryota; Metazoa; Cnidaria; Anthozoa; Actiniaria; Edwardsiidae
Product: intraflagellar transport protein 57 homolog
Exons: 14
Coding region: 146-1378 (410 amino acids)
Biological process (GO): non-motile cilium assembly; intraciliary transport
Cellular component (GO): Golgi apparatus; centrosome; cilium
Source: RefSeq, a predicted model, not a curated record
GCGAGGCAGAUUCCCUCGAAACGAAAAAACAUGGCAACUGGAAAGCAAAUGAUGAACACAAUAUUUCGUUGAAUUUUCACCGUUUAUAUCGCUUUUUGGCCUAAAAACUCCGGCAAAUUAUCCUAAAAAGGGUUGUGUAUUAAAGAUGGAGGGUGACGGGCGUAGAGGAGGCGAAGAAUCAUUGAGUUACAUGUCAACUGUUGGCACCAUGGAAGACUUGUUAGAGAAGCUAAAGCUUCUCGAGUACGAUGCAGAAUUCUGCAAACCUCUCGGCUUCAGACCACUUACAAGGCACUACUUUGCCCUAUCUACCAACCCAGGUGAACAGUUCUUUACAUUCACAUCGCUUGCUGCAUGGUUACUCAACCAGCGUGGCAAGAAUUUUGAACAACCUCAGGAGUAUGAUGACCCCAAUGCCACCAUCUCAAAUAUUCUUGAUGAGUUAAAAAAGAUGGGUAUUCAAACAGACUUUCCACCUGCUAAACUUAAGACGGGGUCAGGAGAACAGGUCUGUUAUUGUAUUGACAAACUUUGUGAUGAAGCCCUUAAAGCAAAGAGGUUUGGAUGGAAAAGACCUGUACACCCAGAGGAGGAGUUCGAAGAGGAGACAAUGGAAGAUGAUGAAUCAGAGGUCACCAUUAAUAAAGUCGAAGAGGAACUAGAGGUUGAUGAUCAAGCUGAAAUUGAAGAAGAUGAUAGCUACCUUGACCUAACUGGACUGAAGGAGCAGAACAACUUCAGAGAUUCAUCAGAGUCACACAAGCCUGACUCAGUGAUGGAGUCAAAUGUUGACGCUGCCGAAUGGAAGCUGGAGGUUGAGAGAGUUCUUCCCUUACUCAAAGUUCACAUACGUACAGAUAACAAGGACUGGAGAACCCACUAUGAACAAAUGCAGCAGCACAGUGAAGGAAUUAAGUCAUCUUUAAAUGAAACUAGGGGCCAUCUUGACAAGCUACAUCAAGAGAUCAGUCGUACUUUGGAAAAGAUAGCAAGUCGGGAGAAAUAUGUAAACAACCAGCUUGAGCACCUACUGCUAGAGUACCGUGGAUUGCAAGACAGUGCAGCAGAGAUUAAGGAACGAUACAAGCAAGGCAGUGGAGGAGUGACAGAACUCACCAGGUCCUUGGCACAGAUAACCGAGGAACUUGAAUCAGUCAAGGCGCAGAUGGAUGAGCGAGGAACCAACAUGACUGACGCUGGACCGCUGGUCAGAAUUAAGCAGUCUCUGACGCGGCUCAAGCAGGAGGUACAACAGAUGGAGGUCAGGAUCGGAGUGGUAGAACACUCUCUACUCAGCGCAAAGCUCAGAGACCGCAGUGCAUUAAGGGAAGACAUGCAAGCUCCCGCUGCAGAUAACUUCGGCCAGUUCAAAAUAUGAACUUGUAGGCAGGCCUCAAAUUGGAGACCUCUCUGUAAAUAAAGGUUAUAUAGCAAGAGUUCUUAUUGUAGAUUAAAAAGGAUGUAAAAUAUGCAAAGCGGACGAUGACCCUCUGGCUGCACUCACCAGCAUCGUCCAACCUUGGUCUCCCGCCCACCUGGGCCAGCUCUAGUCAUUCGGAUUCAGAGCAAGCGGGAAAUCAAAAAGUGACGUCAUUGAAUAGGAGGCCGCGUAGCCUCGAGAUGUCUUUGAACGAGGCUUAUCCAACCUUACACUGACUGUCUCGGGUCGAUCACAAGAUAAAAGACGUUAGCAAAGCUCCUCGCAGUACCCCAAAAUGGUGACAUGUGCAACCAGCAAGGCAAUUCCUUUGUCUUGUCAUUAACCAAGUGAGGAUGGGCCAGCAUUACAGGGACAUUUCGGUGCUGCUCUCCUCAUGCACCCGAGGUUUUUGUAUGCCUCAGUCAUACUUUUACAUCACUUCCCGCACAAACAGCACGACUUUUCUCAGCCAAGCAGUAUGUCAUAAACUGUCAAUCAGUGGUGUAAUAUAUGUACUUGGGCUGUACGCAGGUUACAGGAAACUCAACAGCGCCAAGGGUGUCACGGCAGUCAGAGGCGAGGUGGGUGGAGUGGGGAAAGAAAGAAUGAGAAAAGACGUUUUCUCUCUCUUUCUUGCCCGUUAUUUCCUGUUGCGCCUUGUCCGCGACGCCGUGGUACCCUAAGACCGGACUUUUCAUCCCUUUUGCUUGCGCUUGUCGGUAGAAAUAUUAUUUGUUUUAAUAUAGUUGGUCUGCUAUUUUGGCGCGAAAUUACGAGCUUUAUUAUACAAAUCGGCUCUACUCCUUUCGGGCCUACUUCAUAGCAGCCAAGUCGAACGUUAGAGCCUUUAAAGGAGCUGUAUUAUAUUUGAAACGAUGUUGGAACCUUGCAAAGUUUGUAAAUAAAGCCCUGAAUUCAA